AUGUCAGCUCUUCCUUGUCGGCACCACCAGGGCGAGCUCUUCAUCACUGUUUCAGCUAAACCACCCAAUGCCACUCUCUGCAUGAGGCAGGGUCAAUUUUCUGACUUUCGUGCCCUCAGGGCUGACUUAGCCAUACUUACAUGUCCAGAGCCACCUUCACUCUACCAUCCAGUCAAAGUGCAGGAGCCCACUCUCCCACGUGCUGCAGCCUGUGAGGGGUUGGGUCAGAUCUCCCACUCUCACACCCUUGGCCUGGUUCACCUGUGCCGUCACCAUAAGGGCCAGCCCCACUGUAUUGUUCAGAGGAGGGCUUUUUGUUUUUUAAAUGUAGCUCUUUUAGAAAACGAUGAAAAGGAUGAAGAGGAUAUGUCUCUGGAUUCAGGGGAUGAUAUCUCACAUAUAGAAGUAUUCAGCAGUUUUCAUUCAGAAAUAUUGGCGAGAGAGACCAAAGGAUCAAGUGGAACAGAUCAAAAAAAAAAGAAUAUUCAAAUUGAAUUACAGUCAUCUCUUGACAUGCAAAACAGUUUAUUAGAAGAUAAGACUUACCAAAUUGAUUGUGAAGAGAAAGCUCCUAUUGAUAGAAUAUGCGCUGAAGGAGAAAACAGCAGUUCAGCACAAGAUUCGUAUAGCAACUUUCAGGCUUCCCAAAAUCAAUCAGAAAUGUCCCAUAAAUGUAGUCAUUUUAAUGUUCUCACUCAUGAGACGUUUCUGGGAACACCAUAUGCCCUUUCACCAACUCAGUCUCAAGAAAAUGAAAAUUACUUUUUAUCUGCUUACAAAAACUUGGAGAGAGAGAAAUCUCCACUAAGUUAAGGAUGUGUUCAAAGAGAAAUUACAGUAACUCAAAAAAAUAGGUUGUUGUGGACUUUUUUUCAGUUUCUUAAAAGUGAAUUGAUCAUUUAUAAACAAGUUUCUUGGCCUUUCUGAAAUGUUUUUUUUUUUUUCCUUUCCCAUGUAAAUCAUGAUGGCCUGUAACAUUUGAAGCAUCUGAGAAUUGAAAUAAAUAUAUAUUUUUGGACAUAUUGUAAUCAGAUUAUCUCAUGUUGGCACCUGUCAGUUUCACAUUUGUUACCUGUACUUGGGCUUCAAAUUAAAGUGUGUUUUAUAUGUAAAUUUUGAUGUUUUUAAAAGAACAGUAAAUAGUAAUGACUUUAAUGUCAGUUGAUAAUUAAUUUUGCUGAAAUGUCAACUAUUUAUUUUGAUUAAAGCUUUUAUAUGGUGUUUUUACGUAUGUAUAUGCCAGCAGUGUAAAUAUUUAUAAGAUUUUGGCUCAGUACCUCAAGCUAUAUCUAACAGUGCAAGUAGCAUUUUCUUAAUCUUUAGGCUUAGCUAUGGAAAAAUUUAUUUCACUUAAAUUUUGGUCAACCUUUUGAAAUCUUUGAUAAAUACUGUUUUGUAUGA
Messenger RNA from Meriones unguiculatus (Mongolian gerbil), 1401 nucleotides. RefSeq names its product protein TASOR-like. Lineage: Eukaryota; Metazoa; Chordata; Mammalia; Rodentia; Muridae. The transcript is spliced from 2 exons. Bases 1 to 813 code for a protein of 270 amino acids. The record is from RefSeq and is a predicted model, not a curated record.